CAGUUCACCCAGAAGGACUACUCUUCGCAUUUGUACGAAGCCGAGUUGGCCGUGCACCAACAGUCGUUCGAAGAAUAUGAAGAUGACAUCUUCAAGCUGAUGGUCCAAUUGACCAACUCAAAUAGACCCGAUCUAGACUUGUACAAGCAGCAGCCAUAUCUCACUUUCGCCAUACGGUCUAAGUUGAUUGACUUCUUGCUCAAGAUGUCGGUAAGAUUGAAGAUUCUUCCCUUUGUCUUUUUCCGUGCCGUAAGAAUCUUCGAUAGAUACUGCUCCAAGCGGAUUGUUCUUCUUGACCAGGCGCAGUUGAUCAUCACCACCUGUCUUUGGAUCGCUUCCAAGGUUCAGGGAGGCAACAAUCACUUUGUCAACUUGAAUAACUUGGAAAAGAUCACUUGCAUUAAGACCAUCAACGACUUGGGGUAUGGUUCGGGAGGAAAGUACUUGGGUCCCACUGAGAGAUUUAGAUUGCCAAAGUUACACGAAUUAGUCAAGUUGUGUGGUGCCAAGUGCAAAUACGACCAGGGCAUGUUCAAGCAGAUGGAAAUCCACAUCUUGUCAUCGUUGGACUGGUCGUUGAACGACCCUGGUAUCGAAGAGUUCAUCACCACCAGUAGGGAGUUCUGCAUCAUGUCUGCCUACAGUGCUGAUAACGAGAUGUUCAAAGUCAAAGAAUUUCUCUGCUACUUGUCCUUGUACGCUCCCGAGUUGAUAGAUAUCAACAUCAUCGAGUUAUCGCAGGUGAUGUUGGCUUUGAUCAACGAGGCUCUCGGCUUCUACCCUGGAGAUAGACUCUUCCAGAAGGUAAUAGGCGAAGAAGCUAUCCACACUGAAAUCGAGCCUCAUCGCUACAGGGCCAUCAAAACCAACUUGAUUAAGGCCGUAAUGGGAGCGACAGACUACUCGCUUAGGUUGUUCAAUUCUAGAGGUCCACAGUUCUUCUACAACCAGAUUAAUGCUCUCUAC
Scheffersomyces stipitis CBS 6054 is the source of this 966-nucleotide messenger RNA. It is a transcript of the gene HGC1, whose product is annotated as cyclin. The transcript has a single exon. The record is from RefSeq and is a predicted model, not a curated record. The annotation marks the transcript as partial. Lineage: Eukaryota; Fungi; Ascomycota; Pichiomycetes; Serinales; Debaryomycetaceae.